AUGGACUCGAGAAUUGUAAACGAGAGUUAUUCAGACAGCACACUUGACAAUGAAAUUGCCGACCUAGAGCGAAAGCUAGCAAUUGCCAAAGCCAAGCGUCCUCAACAACUCACCCCUCACUCUCAUUCAUCGCCAACAAACUCAACCCCACCCCUCCUCGCAUCCCUCCACGACACCAGCUUCCACUUCCUCCUGCUCCUCUCCGACUCAGCCCUGCCCCUGGGCUCCUUCGCCUUCUCAUCCGGGCUCGAGAGCUAUUUAGCCCACCAGAAACUCGUCUCGCGCCAGCCAACCUCCUUCGCCUCCUUCCUGCCUCUGUCCAUCUCCUCAUACGCGUCCACGACCCUGCCCUUUGCCCUGGCCGCCCACCGCGACCCGGCGUCCCUCGCCACCCUGGACGACGCACAGGACGCGACCAUUGUGUGCACCGUCGGCCGCCGGGCCUCGGUCGCGCAGGGCCGGGCGCUGUUGGGCAUCUGGGAGCGGUCCUUUGCCGGCACUAACACUAGCAUUCCGGGUACGGGGGUGAUGGAUGGGAAAGGGGAGGGAGGAGAAGGGCAAAGACAGAGGGAAGGGCUGGAAGCGCUCCGGGCUUUCUCCGCCCUCCUCAAGACCUCCUCCUCAUCCACAUCCACAUCCACAUCCACAUCCACAUCCACAUCCACAUCCACAUCCCCACCCUCCUCAACUGCAACAGCGGCAGCAGCCCACGAGACGACCACGUGCGCAAACGACCCCCUCCCACCGCCAGCAGCCUCGGCGCACCUUGCACCGCUAUUCGGGGCCAUCUGCCGGGUGGUGGGUCUCAGCCUGGAGCAGACGGCGUACAUCUUUCUGCUGGGCCACGUCAAGGCGCUGGUGUCGGCGGCGGUGCGGGCGGGCAUGUUUGGGCCGUACCAGGCGCAGAAGACGCUUGCCUCGGGAACGGUGCAAGGGCUGGUUUCGGCCAUGAUUGAGCGCGAGUGGGAGACUAACGUCGAGGAGGCGGGCCAAAACGUGCCUGUUAUGGACUUGUGGGUUGGCAGGCAUGAGGUGUUGUAUUCGAAGAUAUUUAAUAGUUGA
Messenger RNA from Canariomyces notabilis, 1062 nucleotides. RefSeq lists its product as uncharacterized. Bases 1 to 1062 code for a protein of 353 amino acids. Gene Ontology annotation, molecular function: nickel cation binding. The transcript is spliced from 2 exons. The record is from RefSeq and is a predicted model, not a curated record. NCBI's taxonomy places the organism in Eukaryota, Fungi, Ascomycota, Sordariomycetes, Sordariales, Chaetomiaceae.